AUGUCUCCGCAGCGGCCUGAGACACCAACCAACCUGGCGCAAAAUGACAAUAGCGACUUGGUGGAGCAGAACCAGCACCAGCACCCACUUAACAAGAACAACAACAACAUCGCCGCCGCUGCUCCUCCACGCUCAAUCCUCGGUUCAUUCUUCUAUUCAGCGCUCCUAUUGACUUUCUGGGUGCUGGGCUUCUUACUCGCUUUCUAUGCGCCUAGCCCCCUUGACCGGAUCGAGCUUGUCGCCGAGUCUCCGUGGAUGAACGCUAUAACAUUUUACCGCGACUUGGGCCAGUGGACAAUCAACCAUGUCACAGCUGCGAAUAUGUUUUUCGUACAGUCCGCUGUGACGUGCUGCGCUCUUUUCUGGUUGUUGCACCGAGCAUGGCUCACUCUGUGGAAGCCAGUCGCGGAGCUCAUCAGCAUCUUGGGCGUAGAGGUCCCAGAUUCUCCCGAAGUUUUCCUCGCUGGUAUCAAGGCGGAUGCCGUAACGCUGCACUGGACACGCCCUGGGGCCAACAAGCCUGUGCUGAAAUACCUGAUCCAGGUUAAUGGGGUCAACGUGGGAGAGUCGUCGCGGACGGAAACCGCCAUCACCGUUACGGGCCUCAAACCGAGCCACUUCUACAACGUCAGGGUCAUCGCUGUGGGCCACAAUAAUUUUCAAGCCGGGAGCAAAGUCAUACGAUUGAGGACAUAUGGUCGAGAUGGGCGUCCACAGACGGACAGCGGGCGUAUACCUUCGAAUCUUGCUAUCGGGGAUCAACAAUCUACUACGCUUGUGGAAAGUAGCGAUGAAUCCCCAGCGGUCCGCGCUCAUGCGGCUGGUAUUGAAGCCGCCGCGGUGGCGGAGAGCUCCCAACCUGCCGCUCGAGAGACAAGCAGCACGCAUUCUUCUCAGAGACGAAAUACUGGAGGACGGAAGCAUUCGCCCUCAAAUCCUGCCGUGGAUCAUGUUGCCUUAGCAAAUGUCUCGAAGAACCGCGCCGAUGAAUCAAUGCAGCAGCUGACGGAAAAAUUCGAGGCCAUUCGAAGAGAAACUGAGGAUGUAAUGAGUCAAGUCGCAAAAGAUACGGAGGAGUUUAAAGUGCAGAUACUCGACCUAGCGAGGGAUAGAGAUGAAAAGCGACAAGCGUUGAAAGAGAAGGAGGAGGCAAGUGAAAAGCUGAAAAAGGAGGUGAACUAUUCAGAAAGAGCCAACAGACAAGCACAAAAUCGAAAAUCCCAGAAGGACAAAGUUCUGAAGGACAAGCAGACCGAACGCGCGAAGAUGCAGGCGGAUAUGACAAGGUGGAGGAAGGAAAUUGAGGCGAUGAAGAUAGAAAGAGAGGAAUGGCAAAAGGAGAAGAAGAACCUCACAAAUGCAAAGGAAUCUAGGGCCGAUGAGCUGCGGGGUAUCAUUAGGAAGCGUCAAAAUUCGUUAAAUGGCCUAGAGGAGGAAAUUAGAAUCAAGGGGUUGAAGAUCAAGGAACUCGAAGAGGAACGCAAGAAUCUUCCCGGGGCAGAAGAUGACGACGAAUCGAGGGAACGCGAUGCGGUGGAUAAACAGCGAGACUUGGAAUGGGAGAAGACUGAGCGGUCGCUAGCUCUGAGCCUCAAUGCUCAGCAGCUGCAUCUCCGGCAGCUUCAGGCAGAGUAUCAAAAUGCCCAAGCUACGCUCAGCGCCAUUAGCGCUCGUCAGGCAAAUAACCAGCUGAUGUAUCAUGGCAAUUCCUCCGGCGUCGAUUUCGAUCCUAGUGGCCAAGGAAAGGCAAAAUCUCGUAGAAGCCGGAAUCGCAAAAGCCGAACAAGCACAAUUUCUUCGCCUGUUGCAGGCUACCAGAUCACCGACUCUCCAUUCCCAAGCGCCAGUGCUUAUAACAAUCUCACCAACCCAGCACCUCUUAACUUUGCCCCCGGGCCCUAUUUCGAUCUAAAUCAUGACACGGCUAUGGUACCACUUUCGGAACAAAUAAGUGGUAUGAGUGAAGCAGAUGUCCGGGCGCUUACUAUGGGGGCUCCUCUAAGUCCCACCGCUACUUCAUUGCUGCCGUCGAAUAUCUUUGCCGACGACGAUCCACCAAGCCCCCGUGCUGGAUCUACAAGAUCUUUUGGCCCAGCUCUUUAUCACAAUAUUGGUCAGACGGCUCAUGAUACGGACCCUCAGUCGCCAGGCUCGUCGAGUCGCUCAGCGAGUCGGAUGUCAAGCCCCCAGGCAUCCUCCCAAAACCUCGCAAGGUAUGGAGUCUCUGGUCAGGACCACGCAACAGAGAAUAAAGGACGAUUCUUCGCCUCUCCGAGAGCAGAAUUUGGUAUUAUUGGAUCGCCAAGCGGGUCCAACGCUGUACCUACGCACAAGGGGUUGAGCAACAUAUUCACUUUCCCGAAAUCCCGUGCCAAAACAACUUCUCAGGAUAGUCCUGCUUUAGGAAGCCUCAAAACAGGCCAGAGCCAGUCAUUUCCACGCUCUAUAGAUGAGCCUGAAGCCACUGCAAAUAGGCAACGUCGAGUUAGUUUCACGUCUGGCUGGAAUGUUAUGCCGAGCUUCUUCACACGAAGUGCAACAGUCAAUGAUUCGACAGACAGUAAUGCUCCUGCACCCACGCGCAACCCGGCCUCACGAAGACGACGUGGCCUUAAUAUGUUUGCCUCUAGCAUUGAUGAUCCUAUCGCUUUCUCCGAUCGUGAUCCCAGCAGCCCGCGCCCUGUGUCAAUCGCAUCCUCCGACUUCCCACGACCUUCUACAGAUAGUGCUCCCUUUGGCUGGCCUGCUGCCGAAGGCAAUGCUAUCAACAGAAACAGUCCCUUGGCGGCAAAUUGGUCCGUCAACGUUGCCAAUUUCUGGUCCAGGAACCCAUCUCGGAGACCGAGCACACAAUAUGGCUCUUCGACAGCCCUUGCGUCAGGAAUUGCCAGCGACGAUGAUGAAUUCUUGCCGCCAGACACAAACAUUGGCCAAGCUAGCCCACCCCCAGUCGGUGUGAUUGGAACCAGGCCAGCCUCCUCCCAGAAACCGGUCACCCCAAAACUCAACCCCGCAGCGCCAACAUUCAGAGCUAUGUUCAGUCGUCCCAACAAAGCUGAAAAGGAUAAGGGCAAAGGCAAAGAAAAAGCCACUGAUCCAUCUGCUUCACCGGAAGAGACCACACAGCAAACCAGCGCCUCUUCUCCAUCAGAGUCAAGGAAGUCCCGUGAUACACACUCCGUUCAUACUCAAAAUAGUGUGGCGGAAUCCUCCGAAAGUCUUGAAAGGAUCAUUAGCGAUACACCAUCUGAGCUGAUGAACCCAGGAGCCCCCGGCUCUAAGGACAAGGAGUCGUCAUUCACUAGACUCCUCCGCAAAGGAAGCUCCAGCAAAUUCAGUCUUUCCUCGAUCCGUGGCAAGGACGCUGGCCUCUUCAGUAGCAAGAAAGGCACCAGUAGUGCUGCGAACUCUGACCGGGCUGAGCGAGAUAGCAGCAUUGAUUUUGGCGAGGAUGCUGGACUCGUUAGGAGUUUCGAUAGCGUGACCAGUAGUCCGAUGAUUGGAAGUCUAGGAUCUGGGGAAUGGAAGGGCAAGGAAAGAGACCCUGGCACACCAAAAGAGGGCCGCAUGAGCGUUAAUUGGGGUAGAGCAUUUGGUAGGAAGAAGGGCAAAGGUAGGGAGAGCUUGGACGUUGAUCGAAGUGAGGCUGAGAUGACUGGCACUGAGGAUGAGGAUGCUUGA
Venustampulla echinocandica is the source of this 3681-nucleotide messenger RNA. RefSeq lists its product as uncharacterized. Bases 1 to 3681 code for a protein of 1226 amino acids. The transcript has 3 exons. The record is from RefSeq and is a predicted model, not a curated record. NCBI's taxonomy places the organism in Eukaryota, Fungi, Ascomycota, Leotiomycetes, Helotiales, Pleuroascaceae. Gene Ontology annotation, molecular function: protein binding.